Naegleria lovaniensis is the source of this 1410-nucleotide messenger RNA. RefSeq lists its product as uncharacterized. Lineage: Eukaryota; Heterolobosea; Eutetramitea; Acrasida; Naegleriidae. The transcript has a single exon. The record is from RefSeq and is a predicted model, not a curated record. Gene Ontology annotation, molecular function: inositol hexakisphosphate 3-phosphatase activity. The coding region runs from base 1 to 1410 and encodes 469 amino acids.
AUGAAAGAAGAACACGCUCAAGACAACAACUCUUCAACAGAGGAGACCUCUAACUCCGAUGAGAAGAGGAGCCUUGAACAAAAGACUUCAUCAGAUACAUCAACUAGUUCAUCAGGCAAUGAUACUACGAAAACAGAUUCAAAAAGAGCUAUUUCUAAUGGCACCGAUCAACAAGAACAGUCCGAUUUGGUCAAUAGAAUUUUGAGUUUGUUGAUAAUGGUUUCAGUAGUGGUUGUCGCCUUUUGGUUGAGAUCUCAAAAUAAGAAGGAUGUGGUGGAGAAGAAAUUAAGUAUGGUGGUAGUUCCCGAGUUGUUUGUAACCGGAUCUGAAGGAAGCCAACGACGAGAUAAUAUUGAUUCUCUUGUUGUGCUGAAUCAUCAGUGGCUUAUUACUACCGCAAAGGCUACAAAUUCAUUGUUUGUUUUCGAUGCAAAGACUGGUGAAUAUUUAUUUACGAAACACCUUAAAACUGGAGAUUAUGAGGCAAAUAGACCAAAUGGCAUUACCCUUCACAAGAUAUUCAACAAGGAUUAUUUAUUUGUUACAGAACGAGAUGGAAAGAGAGUAUGCAUUGUCGAUAUUGAAAACGACUUUAAGAUACUAUAUUCAUUUGGAAGUGAAAUUCUUCAACGACCAUACGCUUUGGAUAUUGUAAAAACAGAAAAGAGUCUAGGCCCAAAUACUGAACAUUAUCAUGUAUUUGUGACAGACAAUUAUAUGUUGCAAGAUGAGAGGGGAAAACACAAAAUAGUGCCUCCACAGCAUUUACUAGACAAAAGAGUUCAAUUAUUUGAAGUCGCAGUGACCAAAAAAGAAGCUACACAAAUAACGUUUGAGGCAUCUUACUCCAAAAAGAUUGGAAGCAUUACGGAAGAUGUUGGACCUUCUUCUGGUACUCUGAAUAUUGUAGAAACCAUUGUGAUCGAUGAGGCAUACAACAGACUGCUUAUCGCUGAUGAGCAUGAACUGAAUGUCAAGAUUUAUAAUUUCAAAUCACAUGACUUCUCUGGAGAGACAUUGGGAAUGACAUCCACUCCUGCACCUUCAGACAAAACUAAAUGCCCAAAGAGCUUCUUUUUUGAGGGAGAGCCUGAGGGAUUUGUCAUCUUUUCAUGCCAAACUUCACAUCCAGCAAGAAAUGUGAAAACAGGCUUUUACAUUUUUACAGACCAAUUAGAUAAGAGAACCAAAUUCCAUAUUGUAAGAAGAGACAAUUUAUGCUAUGUUGCAUCGUUCAUGGGCAAUGUUGUCUCUAAAACAGAUGGUGUUACAAUAGAUGAAACUCUAGGAAUUUUCUAUGCUGUACAUAACGACAGUGUUAUUGGAACUUUCAAGCUGGAUGAUAUUGUACAAAAUGUGAUCAAGAAAAAUUUGGACUCUUCUGCAUUCAAAAAGAUUUGUCCUCUCUAG